AACAUGAAUGCUUCGAAUUUAAUCGAAUCUAGGUAUCACUUUGCAGCGUAGAAUGAAGACAGAAAUGCGUGAAUUUUAGACCUUGCAUCAAAGUCUUAAACAUGAUGGAACGGUCGACAUGAUCGAACCUUGGACAUGGUUAGCCGGGAUCCUUGACUUCCUCGUUUGCUCCAGAUUCCAAAGGUGGUGUGAAAAACGAUUUGUGAACAAGAUCACAUUCAUUUUGUUUUUGUUCUAUGGCGGAAUUGGCGGCGAUGUUUCAAGAUAGCCACAGUGUGUGCACGACUGCGAGCAUCCUCUGAUGUGAAGAUAGAGACUAUCUGGUAUCUAUAUAAAGUGUUUGGGGGUAGACAUGUUUUGGAAUAUUCCCAAAACAGUUUUGGAUGUUUGGAUAUCCUACCAAACUUGCAAGUGGUACUGAAUCUUGGGUGUCAGCAACAACGCAACAAGAACCUACACUCUCACUGCCAAGCUGUGGUUACAGACAACUUAUGUGGGUUGUAAACAAUACUGUGCGAUGGGCUCCUUGCGUCUCCAUUACAUUGCAGUCCUACUAGUGAUCUUUUGUGGUGCAGUUACUGCAACAAAGAGAGCACAAACUCGAAGUUGCACAAUCGGCAAGUAUAACAGGAUCUUUGUAAUUGGGGACUCUUUCGUAGACAAUGGUAAUCGAGACCCCGACAACAGUACUUAUACCGCAAUUGGGUCGGUAAACCAAUCUUGGCAACCACCUUUCGGUCGAACCCGUCCUGGAAAGCCUGCCGGACGAUUCAGUGAUGGCAAAGUGCUUUCUGAUUUUCUCGCUGACUAUAUGGGGCUCAAACCGGUCCCCUAUCGCUCUCGUGAAGAUCCUCCUCCCUCAACCCGGUUAAAAGACGGUAUAAAUUUCGCAGUAGGAGGUGCAGGAGUAUUCCCCAAUGAGGGAUUCACAAAGACUGGAGAUCAGAUUAGGCAACUCAAGGCGGUCAUGACCAGGAGCAUUUACAGAAACCGUUAUGACGAAUCGCUAGUGUUUUACACUAUUUCUGGCAACGACUACGCUGCAUACGUGAGGAAUGGAGGCAGUUUGGAUCCAGUAUCGAUAUCCACGUUCGUCACGUCCGUAGUGGGUCAGGCUACGAAGGACUUGAGAGCGCUGUAUGACCUGGGGUUCCGAAGCUUUGUCGUUUCUAAACUGAGUCCUCUGGGUUGUGGUCCAGCAUCCACAGCGGCGAAUGGUUUCAAGGAAUGCCAAAUCGAAAUCAAUGCUCUUUCCAGAUUACAUAAUGUCCAGCUAGCUCUGUCUCUGACAACCGCCUUGCCAUUUGAUGCGAAUGUUCUGUAUCUAGACAACCAGUUAGCCUUCGAAGCCAUCAUCUUCAAACCGUUCGAUAACGCUCGUCUGGAUCCAUGCUGCUCUGGAUUACAGUUCGGAAGACUCUGCGGCGAUGUGGACGGGCAAGGCAACAAGCAAUACUCAUUGUGCAAUCUCAGCUCCCAGGCAGACUUCUUCUGGUGGGACGAAUUCCACCCUACAGAGACUGCAUGGUCCUCCAUUUUCAAUCUCUUCACCAAUGGAGUUGUAUACACAAGUGGGAGGAGCCUUCGUCGAUUUUUGGGUUGCAGCUGAUGACGUUUCAGUUCCAGUCAAUAAAACCAUCUGCAAAGGACUUGGUAGAAUUGUGUCGGACACAAAGUGUGGUUUGUGAUCAUUCAAAGUCUUUUGUGACCUGCUAAUAAACAAUUGCUAAAUAUAAAAUUUGUGACCUGCCUAAUGUCAUAAA
This is a messenger RNA of Physcomitrium patens, 1763 nucleotides long. RefSeq names its product GDSL esterase/lipase At3g09930. Lineage: Eukaryota; Viridiplantae; Streptophyta; Bryopsida; Funariales; Funariaceae. Gene Ontology annotation, molecular function: hydrolase activity, acting on ester bonds. The record is from RefSeq and is a predicted model, not a curated record.